Molecule: messenger RNA, 639 nt
Organism: Anastrepha obliqua
Lineage: Eukaryota; Metazoa; Arthropoda; Insecta; Diptera; Tephritidae
Product: jerky protein homolog-like
Exons: 2
Coding region: 1-639 (212 amino acids)
Molecular function (GO): nucleic acid binding
Source: RefSeq, a predicted model, not a curated record
AUGUCGGAAGGAUUAUCACAGAAAUCAGUUUUAAUUCUGGAUAAUGCCCCAUCACAUCCAGUUGAAGAUUUAAAAAGUGAUGAUGGUAAUAUUUUUUGUUAUUUCCUGCCACCGAAUUCAACUGCAGUUCUACAACCCAUGGAUCAAUCACUGAUUCAUGGUCUGAGUUAUCGUCGAUGUUGGAACAAACUAUGGCCAAAUACAGAAUCGCCUUCGAAUAACAGUGACGAUGCCUCACAGGCUGAUGUUGUGACUAGUACAUCUUCGGCUUUGCCAUUGGAAAAUAGUGAAACGAUCAAUGAAUGGUUGAAUUGUGACAAAAAUGAUUGUGGUUAUGAGCUUUUGACUGACGAAAAAAUAGUUAAUGAAGUGAAUGAUGAAGAAGAAAAUAAUGAUGAUUGCGAUGGAACAGAUAACAAUAAUGAAAAUGGUCACAAUCCUACUGUUUUAUUUCUAAGACAAGAAGCCAAAAUUGCUGCAUCAAAUUUAGAGAAAUUUAUCGCCUGGUAUGAAAUGCAAGAUGAAGCCGGCUUGGCUGACACGAUUCGUUUGCGCCAAUUUCUUCUUUUCGCAAAGAAUAAAACUCAAGCCACUCUAAAGCAAAAUACACUAACUGAACUCUUUUCAAAAACAAACUGA